This is a messenger RNA of Coniophora puteana RWD-64-598 SS2, 2188 nucleotides long. RefSeq lists its product as uncharacterized. The transcript is spliced from 12 exons. The coding region runs from base 207 to 2084 and encodes 625 amino acids. The record is from RefSeq and is a predicted model, not a curated record. NCBI's taxonomy places the organism in Eukaryota, Fungi, Basidiomycota, Agaricomycetes, Boletales, Coniophoraceae.
UUUGACUCCGGGUGUUGCAUCGGUGAAUACGUCAAAACGACAUGUUUCUCUUCAUGACAUGCACGUCCUUCAUGAUUCACGAUCCAUCGCCCCAGGUCCAGCCUCCAGGCAACAGCGUGCAGUCCCGCAGUCAUUCAUAGCAGUAUGGCGAGUCUCACGGUGCCUCGUUGGACACUUUGGCUGCUGGCACCGUUUACCUCGUCAAGAUGCUCGACAGACCUCCCUAUCAGGGCCCCUAUCGCAAACUUGUGCUCGCUUUCGAUGUUGGUACGACGUUCAGCGGUAUCUCGUACUGCAUCUUGGACCCAGGAGAAGCGCCGCACAUACAAGGUGUAACCAGGUAUCCGGCUCAAGAACAUGUCGGGGGCGCUUCGAAAAUUCCGUCUAUUCUCUACUACGACCGGAGCCAACAUGUUCGUGCUGUGGGUGCUGAAGCGCUUCAAGAGCAUAUCGUCGAGCAAGCAGAAGACGAACAGUGGAUCAAAGUCGAAUGGUGGAAAAUGCACCUCCGCUCCAAACAUCUCAGCGCGACCCACAUCAGCGAUAACGACAUCCCCCCACUCCCACUCGGCGUCUCAGCGAUCCAAGUCCUCACCGACUUCAUGCGCUACCUAUUCCACUGCGCGCGUAUAUACAUCCAAGAAACGCAUGCAAACGGAGAGCAGCUCUGGUCGUCGUUCGGCGAGGACAUAGACUUCGUGCUCUCGCACCCAAACGGCUGGGAAGGAGCGCAGCAGAGCCAGAUACGCCACGCGGCCGUUCUCGCGGGUCUCGUCCCAGACGCGUCUCGGGGCUCGCAGGACCGGAUUAGCCUCGUCACGGAGGGCGAGGCGAGCCUGCAUUACUGCGUGUCAAAUAUCCUCGCUUCGGACACGUGGUCGAGAGUCCCGAUAGAGAAGUCGAACGAUGAUCGCGAGGCGAGCUCUGGUUCCGAGCCUAGGUCGAGCGGGACUAGGGAGCCAGACGGGGGUGUGAUCGUUGUUGAUGCUGGAGGAGGGACGGUGGAUCUUAGUGCGUAUUCGAUGAAGUCGGGCGCGAGGAGUGGUCCCGCGUUGUCGUUCACCGAGGUUGCUCCUGCGGAAUGUCGACUACAAGGCUCUGUGUUUGUAACGCGUCGAGCGCACGGAUAUCUCAAAGAAAAGCUCAAAGACUCACGCUUCUCCGAUGAAGACUACAUCAACCAGAUGGCGGACGUCUUCGACAAGUCGAGCAAGCUCCGCUUUAGGCGUGCCGAAGAUCCCUGCUAUAUCAAGUUCGGCACUAGUCGGGACAAAGAUCCGGCAUAUAAUAUCCGCGGGGGUCAACUCAAACUGCGAGGGGAGGAAGUUGCGACACUCUUCGAGCCCUCUAUACAGAGCAUCGUCGAUGCGAUCGAAAAUCAGCGUAAAGCCUCCUCCAAGCCCAUCUCGCUUGUUUUCCUAGUUGGCGGUUUUGCUGCCAGUGACUAUUUGUUUGCGCAACUCCAAGAUCGUCUGGUUACAUAUGGGAUCAAUAUAAGCCGACCGGAUAACCAUGCGAACAAAGCGGUGGCAGAUGGUGCGGUGUCGUUCUACCUAGACUGCCUGGUUUCCUCGCGGGUUGCGAAGUUUACCUACGGGUUUAUCUGUGACACGCAGUACAUCGCAAACGACCCUGAGUUUCGUGCUAGGAAUCACAAGAUAUACACCAGCGUAUCAGGGACACAGGCUAUCCCCGGUGCAUUCAGGUCCAUACUCAAGAAGGGAACGCGCGUCUUUGAGACGCAGGAAUUCUCUCGUUGGAUUACAGAUGAAGGGACAUCACGCUCGGAGCUCAAGAGGAGACGGGGAGUUAUCACAGUUUACCGCGGCUCCAAGGCUGAUCCUCGAUGGGCUGACGAGGAAGAAGAUAUGUUCACACAUCUGUGCACGAUAAAGGCGGAUGCAACUGAAGCUGCACGGAACCUUCAAGUUCAGCACCGCGGUUCACAUUCCUAUUACCGAAUUGCAUAUCGCAUCAUCCUUCACUUUGGUCUCACAGAGUUACGAGCACAGCUCGCAUGGAUGGAAAACGGUGUCGAGAAACAGAGCCCUGCCACUGUAGUUUACGAUGAUGAAAUGCGGUAAGAUCGUUCAAGUUUGCAACAUUUUGGAUCCGUAGUCUUUUCAUUUCCUUUUUAUACGAGAUAUCCCUGUCCCUCUCGUAGCAAGUACUCAUACUGAUGAAACGC